Meleagris gallopavo (turkey) is the source of this 4119-nucleotide messenger RNA. Lineage: Eukaryota; Metazoa; Chordata; Aves; Galliformes; Phasianidae. The record is from RefSeq and is a predicted model, not a curated record.
AUACAUUUCUUGGCCUCUUUUUCCUGUAGAGUAACUACUUGGUGUUCAUGGCAGAACUGUUCUGGUGGUUUGAAGUGGUGAAGCCAUCGUUUGUACAACCUCGUGUUGUUGUGCAUCCCCAAGCUGAACCUGUGAAAGAUGCAGCUUCUGCUCACAGUUUGAAUGCUAACAGAAGAAAUUACAUGGAUGGCCCAUGUGGUUCUGACUUUGUAGCCAGAUUGGAAAGUCCAAGUUACACACCAUCUCACCAACUGCACACACCCCAGCAGCCUUAUUCAUCUGUCCCAGGAGUCAUCAGAAGGUCCACAUCAAUGUCUUACGUAGAUGGCUAUGUAGGGACAUGGCCAAAAGAAAAAAGGUCAUCGUUACAUGGAGUUUCAUUUGACAUUUCUUUUGACAAAGAAAAAAGCAUUCCAGUAUCUUCUCCAAACAGAGGUAUUACUAGAUCUGUGAGCAAUGAAGGCCUUACAUUAAACAACAACCGUGUGCCCAAACAUAUUAGAAAAAAUCUGUCCUUCAGACCAGUAAAUGGAGAAGAGGAAAAUGAAGAUAUUGAAGAGGAAAAGGACACAGUAGCUCAUACAGACACAAAGGCCUAUCGUUCUUUUACUACAAAUCAAAGAAAUGCCAAUGAGAGCAGUCACUGCAGGUUUCCAAACGGGGCUUUGCAAAACAGAGCCAUUCUGGAUGAUUUUGGCAAUCAGAUUGAGACACCAACAAUUGAAGAGGCUUUGCAGAUAAUUCAUGACACUGAAAAAUCUCCCAGAGUUAUUCAGACAGACCAAAUUACAAAUGGAUUCUUUCUUCACAAUCAGGAAAUGAGCAUCUUGAAUUCAAACAUUAAACCAAAUCAGUCUACCCCUGAUCUGAUCACAGACACAAAAGGUGCUUUAAGUCCUGUGACUGACAAUACAGAAGUUGAUACUGGAAUACACGUUCCUUCGGAAGACAUUCCAGAGACGAUGGAUGAGGAUUCUUCUUUAAGAGAUUAUACUGUAAGCAUGGACUCUGACAUGGAAGAACCAUCUAAAUUUCUUCAGGAUUAUGACUUAAGAGCUAGCAAUCACAGAGAUCAAUUAAGUCCCUGUCCUAGUUCAGUAAGUACUAAAUCACAGGCUGGCAGUAGUGCUUCUUCAAGUUCAGGGGUUAAAAUGACUAGUUUUGCAGAGCAGAAAUUCAGAAAGUUGAAUCAUACAGAUAGUAGAAGCAGUGGCAGCAGUUCUCAGAAAACCACACCAGAAGGUUCUGAGCUGAAUAUUCCGCAUGUGGUUGCUUGGACUCAUAUUCCUGAGGAGGCAUCUGUUCCCCAAGGAAGAGACACUACACAGUUACUGGCUUCAGAACUGGUACAUCUUAGGAUGAAGCUGGAGGAAAAGAGAAGAGCAAUUGAAGCCCAGAAGAAGAAAGUUGAAGCUGCUUUCACUAAGCAGCGGCAGAAAAUGGGAAGAACAGCAUUUCUUAAUAUUGUGAAAAAGAAAGGUGAUGGAGUAUCACCUCUCAGAGAAGAAGCAGCAGGAGCUGAAGAUGAGAAGAUAUUCACUGACAGUAACAGACUGAAAGAAAGAGAAAAUCAAAAAACAGAUGAACAAACUAAUAAAGCUUCAGAAUCAAUAAAAGAAAAUCCUGAAAAUUCUCACAACAAAUGGUCAAAGUCUCCUGCUACUCCUAUGGAUGCUGAAAAGCAGUGGAAUUUAGUUAGCCCCUCAGAAGAAAAUUUUAAUGAAGGAGAUAUCUUAGAAUAUACCAAAUCUAUUGAAAAACUAAAUUCUUCCUUACACUUUCUACAGCAAGAAAUGCAGCGUCUGUCCCUUCAACAGGAGAUGUUGAUGCAGAUGAGAGAGCAGCAAGCUUGGGUUAUUUCUCCUCCUCAGCCUUCUCCUCAGAAGCAACUUCGGGAGUUUAAGGCUUCAUCAAGGCAAAUGGGAGCUCCAUCUCCCGUUGCACCUUUCUCACAGGAAUCUCCCCGCUCUACACAUCAAUCUCCACAAUCAUCCAACAAAAAGAACGCAUCUUUUCACAUAAAAAUGCAAAGGACUCCUAGGCCAAAUGAACUGAAAAUAACACCUCUAAAUCGUACCUUGACUGCCCCAAGGUCUGUAGAUAGUCUUCCUCGCUUGAGAAGAUUUUCUCCAAGUCAGGUUCCCAUUCAGACUAGAUCAUUUGUUUGCUUUGGAGAUGAUGGUGAACAUCUGGAUGAACCUCAGCUGAAGGGAAGUCUUCUGAAGGAAGUCAAGCCUACAGAAGAGGGAGCAAAAGAAGAAGGACCAAAACUUCUGAAAAAGAGUGAACAGAAGUUGGAGGAAAAGGAGAUAAAACCCCUUGAAUCUAAUGUUUCUGAAGUGUUAUCUCAGCCCAUAAUAGAAACUGUCUGCCUCACCCCAAAUGAAGAUCAGCUAAGCCAACCAAUAUUGCCAACAGCAGCUCCCAAAACAGCGAACUUAAUUGAAGUUUCCUUAUCAGAUUUGAAGCCACCAGAAAAAAAGGAAGUAUCUGUUGAGAAAUACGAAGGUGAGAGCGAUAGAGAACAAUUUGAGGAUGACCAGAAAGUGUGUUGUGGAUUCUUUUUUAAGGAUGAUCAAAAGGCAGAAAAUGAUAUGGCAAUGAAACGAGCGGCAUUAUUGGAAAAGCGUUUGAGAAGGGAAAGAGAGACUCAGCUUCGAAAGCAGCAGCUGGAAGCAGAGCUAGAACAUAAGAAAGAAGAGACAAGACGCAAAACAGAAGAAGAACGUCAGAAGAAGGAAGAUGAGCGAGCACGGCGAGAAUUCAUUAAGCAAGAAUACAUGAGAAGGAAACAACUAAAGCUUAUGGAAGAAAUGGAUACUGUUAUAAAACCACGUUCCUUGUCAAUCAAACAAAAAAAGCCACGUCCAAAAUCUAUUCAUAGGGAUCACAUUGAGUCACCUAAGACACCAGUCAAAGGUCCACCAGGUUCACAGCUUUAUCGUGUUUUUUCAGUAUCUAGUCUUUCACUGGCAUCGCUGAAUACAGGGGACAGUGAGAGUGUGCAGUCAGGCAAGAGAACGCCAAGAUCUGAGUCUGUGGAAGGUUUCUUAUCUCCGAGUCGCUGUGGUAGUCGUAAUGGUGAAAAAGAUUGGGAAAACGCAUCUACAACUUCUUCAGUUGCCUCUGCUACAGAAUACACAGGACCAAAGCUUUUCAAAGAACCCAGUGCUAAAUCCAAUAAGUAUAUAAUUCAGAAUGCUCUGGCACAUUGCUGCUUGGCUGGAAAAGUGAAUGAAGGUCAAAAGAAAAAGAUACUGGAGGUAAGGGUGUUUUUCCUCUAAAGCAUAAACGCCUAUGUCAAACCGUGACUAAGAUAUUAGGAAGACAGGUGAGUAUAAAUGCAGAUAUUGAAAGGAAUCUUUUUCUGAGAUGACGUCAGCUGUUAUGAAAAGACUUGAGUAAUUUCUGUGGCUUGUUUCCUCUGUGAGCAGAAAGGUUCUCUAGUACAAUAGAAACAACAGCUUAUCACAUUGGAUGUGCAACAUGGGAAGCUGAAUUAAUUAAAAGGCAUGUUAAUUAAUUAACAGCUACUAUCUGUUCAAUAUGGGAACUUGGAUAUGAAGAUUGUUAGCAUUUCUUGACACGCUUGCUUUUUGCAACACGAAAAAAAAUCAUUUUAUUCAUAAGGAUCCUCCAAUUAGGACCCUAAAGCUACUUUUUGGAAAUAGCAAAUGAGUAGUAAAUACAGAGUCCUUCAGUUCAAGUAGGGGAGAGCAAAAUAACUCCUAGAAACCUCGGGAAAGAAUAGCUGGAAAGCUUACCUCUAGAAUGCAGCAUGCAUAUUCAGAGCACAUCUCAUAGAAUUUCUGUUGGGUGGAGUAGGAAUCUGAAGGUUUCAGCUAACAAAGAAUCUUUGCUUCGUACGUAUUAACUAACUUAAUUUGACCAGGCUUCAGUGCAUUUAGGGAUGACUGAAACCCAUUUCAGCACUGGCAGAUCUUUUGGGCACAUCUGGACACGUAUAUAUUUCCUGUUUUUAAACUUGCUUGGAAAAUUAUAAUGAUUGAAAAUAAGGUGUUCUAACAGAAAGAGUUGCACAUAAGUUUCAGCUCUGAUAGAAAACAAAAAAAUGACAGUGAUAAUUUUGAAUGUUUUCUAGUUACAAUGUAAAAUUCA